Molecule: messenger RNA, 1790 nt
Organism: Bufo bufo (common toad)
Lineage: Eukaryota; Metazoa; Chordata; Amphibia; Anura; Bufonidae
Gene: PPID
Product: peptidylprolyl isomerase D
Exons: 10
Coding region: 73-1185 (370 amino acids)
Biological process (GO): protein peptidyl-prolyl isomerization
Molecular function (GO): protein binding; peptidyl-prolyl cis-trans isomerase activity
Source: RefSeq, a predicted model, not a curated record
CCGCCGCACCGGAAGUGUGCUCAGGUGUAAGAAGCCGGUGAACAGUUAUAGGAAAUUGUCCGCAGGGAGAACAUGGCUAACCCGGCUCCCAACAGCAGGCCGUCCAACCCGGACAACCCGCGGGUGUUCUUUGAUGUGGAGGUGGGAGGCGAACAGGUUGGCCGGAUUGUGAUAGAGUUGUUUGCUGAUGUGGUUCCAAAAACGGCUGAAAAUUUCCGAGCGCUGUGCACUGGCGAAAAAGGUAUAGGAGAGACGACCGGGAAGCCUCUUCACUUUAAAGGAUGUCCCUUUCACAGGAUUAUUAAGAAGUUCAUGAUCCAGUGUGGAGACUUCUCAAACCAAAAUGGAACUGGUGGUGAAAGUAUAUACGGAGAGAAAUUUGAGGAUGAAAACUUCCAUUACAAGCAUGACCGGGAAGGCCUGCUCAGUAUGGCCAAUGCCGGCCCCAAUACUAAUGGUUCUCAGUUCUUCAUCACGACUGUCCACACUCCCCAUUUAGAUGGGAAACACGUGGUAUUUGGUCAAGUCCUCAAGGGAUAUGGCAUUGUGAAAAUGCUCGAAAAUGUCGAAGUUAACGAAGAAAAGCCAUCCAAACUGUGUGCAAUAGCAGAAUGUGGAGAGCUGAAAGAUGGAGACGAGUUGGUCAUGCCUCCUUUGGAUGGCUCUGGAGACACCCAUCCUGACUUCCCAGAAGACUCCGAUGUGGAAUUAAAUGAUGUUGAGAAGAUCGUCAGCAUAGCAGAAGAUGUCAAGAAUAUCGGAAACAAUUUCUUCAAGUCUCAAAAUUGGGACAUGGCAAUAAAAAAGUACAACAAGGCUUUAAGAUAUGUGGAAAGCUGUAAAGAUGUCACCGGAGAUGACAACAUUGCAAAGUUAAAUCCAAUUGCAGUAAGCUGCAACCUGAAUAUCGCUGCUUGUAAACUGAAAGGGUCCGACUUCAGAGCAGCAAUUGAGAGCUGCCACGAGGCUCUUGAACUUGAUCCAGCUAAUACAAAAGCACUUUACAGACGGGCCCAGGGCAGGCAGGGUUUAAAAGAUUAUGAGCAAGCACUGGAUGACCUUAAAAAGGCCCAUGAGUUGGCUCCUGAGGACAAAGCCAUCAGCAGCGAGAUCCUUCGGGUCAAGCAGAGGAUUAAAGAACAGAAGGAAAAGGAGAAAGCGGUGUAUGCAAAGAUGUUUGCGUAACGGUUUACAUUGAAGUGAGCAUGCGGUAUGCUGACAAGAACGUCUGGGCGCAUAGUCAAACUGCUGUCCGAUAUAAAACCAAAAGAAAAAAAUGUAGUUUUUCAACCCAGGUGUGAUAUUUCACCUAAGUAUUUCUGAAGGUUUACAGUCUCUCUUUUCAGUUUUUAUUUUUGUCUCCUGUGACACUGCAUGAACUAUGCAACUGGUGGGAUGUGCAGUGUAUUUUUUUUAUCUCUAUUAUUUUUUUUGUGGAUAGGCUUUUAUUGAUCUCAAGCAGCGUUAGCAGUGUUUUCCUUGUAUUUCUCGGUUAUGCCAGGCCUACUCAGCUGAGGUUGCGGACAUCACCCAUCCAACUUUCUCAAGAAGUCUUUGCCUUGUGCUGUAGCAGAUGCACUGAGAACCUGCCCUUGUAUUAAGUAGUCCAGGUGACCUUACUGGAAGCUGCUUGGCAGUCUUGUGGCCUUUGUCUAUGACACCCAGCUGUGUACUCCUUGUCUAACGGUCUAGUAAGGCUCAUUUUUUUUUGUGUUUUUGCAGGAAGAACAGCAAUCCUGUGUAAUCAUGGCUUAUUGUUACAUCAUUCAUAAACUCGAGCAUAGAAUGAA